UUUGAGUUAGUGUUUUAGGGCUAGUGGAACAAAUUUUUAGGUUAGUGCUGCCCAUCACUGGUGAUAACGACGAGAAAACCAUGGGAAAUAGUUAUGUGCAGAAAACGAUCGCUCUCGGCUUCCGUAAUUAUCCCAACCGGAUGUGCAACCUUUGUUGCUAGUUUUGGAUGUCAUGCAGCUGACGGGUUGCUAAUGUCCAUCAGCUGUAAAGGAAAAUCAUGGCCUCUUCGUAGUAAAUUGGUCGUCUAAAGUCUGUAAUUUAACUCGACACCCAAGGACUUAACAAACCCGAAAAUGUGAGCUCAUUGCGUGAUAUAUUUGUCUGUUUUAGAGUAGCUAACUGGCGCAACAACAGAGUAGUAGAAGAUGAGUCGGAACAYCGGCCGGGGUCCCACUCCUCCUGUUUGGCUCGCCAUCUUUCUGCUCAUUUGGACUGUGCGUGUGGUGAARCCAGCCUCUGAGUUUGACCCAUAUCAUGUACUGGGUGUGAGCAGGAGUGCAAGUCAAGCAGAAAUCAAACGAGCUUACAAGAACCUGGCCAGAGAAUGGCACCCAGAUAAGAACAAAGACCCUAAAGCUGAAGACAUGUUUAUUAAGAUUUCUAAAUCAUACGAGAUUUUGUCCAACGAAGAGCGAAGGUCCAACUUCGAUCGCUAUGGGCAGAUGGAUGAAAACCAGCCUUUCGGCCAGUCGCAUCAUCACGGUUUCCGCAGCUUUCACAACAGUUUCUACUUCGAUGAGUCGUUUUUCCAUUUUCCCAGGUCCAGGGAUUUUGCAGACAGCAAGUACAUGCUUCACCACGCACAGUUCAACAGUGACGUUCUCCCAGACAGCUACAAGAGGCCAUAUUUAAUCAAAGUGACUUCUGAGUGGUGCUUUGCAUGUAUGCACAUUGAGCCCGUGUGGAAGCAGACCGUGCAGGAGCUGGAACCUUUGGGCGUGGGCAUCGGCAUCGUGGACCUGGGCUACGAGCGCCGCCUAGCCAAUCAGCUGGGAGCUUAUCGGGCUCCCUCCAUCAUUGGGCUGGUGAGCGGCAGGAUGACCUUCUUCCACCAGGCUGUGGUACGGGAACACCUGCGACAGUUUGUGGAAGAUCUGCUGCCACAGAACCUGGUGCAGAGGAUUAACGAUGACAACUGCUUUGCUUUUCUUGAUGGCUGGCAUGCAGAGAAUAAGCCCAGUGUUCUCUUGUUUGAUCAAGUUCCUGUUGUGCCGCUACUCUACAAGUUGACCACCUUUGCCUUUCGAGACUAUGUCCGCUUUGGCCACGUGGAUCAGGGCGACGCACGCAACACUAAGCUCCUGCGGCAGUUCAACGUUAACACCUACGCUCCCACCAUGCUGCUGUUUAAGGAGGACACAGAGAAGCCCGUUGACAUCAUCCAGGCCAGAGGGAUGAAGAGGCAGCUGAUGGAUGAGUUUGUCUCCAACAACAAGUUCCUGCAGGUGCCUCGGCUGGUCAGCCAGCAGCUGUUUGACGAGCUGUGUCCCGUGAAGCAGUUCCACAGACGAAGGAAAUACUGCAUCCUGCUCAUAACUGGAGAAGAUGAAGCUUUUCUUCCAGGCAACAAGGCUUUCCUGGACUUUGCCUCUGCUAACAAAAAAGAUGUGCUGCGAUUUGCCUACGUCUACCAGCGGCAACAGCAGCCUCUGUGUCAGGCGCUUCUGCACAACCAGGCUGCCGAUUCACCUCAGGUGGUGGUUCUGGAGAGACGGAGCCAGGCCGGCAGGGUCCUGUACCGCUCUGUGAGCAGCGGCUGGAACGGCAGCGAGGAGGACAAACACCGCCUCCAUGAGCAGCUGGAGCUCCUUCAGAAAGACCCCACCUUUCUGAGCUCAGACACCACCUUACCGGACCUCAACAACGAGAUGGCCCCUAUUUUUAUCAUUCAGUGGAUGAACGCAGCUUAUGAUUACAUCCUUCAAACAUAUGACGGCCUUCUCUACUCAAACUGGCGAGAGAUGAUGCCCAUUCUGUCCUUGAUCUUCUCAGCUCUCUUUAUUCUUUUUGGCACCGUUAUCAUUCAAGCGUUCAGUGAGUCAGGUGAGAGCAAACUUCGCAAACCCAAAGAGCAACCCACGAGACAAGCUGAGGAGGACACAUCCAGCAGAGCAAGUACUUCGAGCCGUCCUCCAAAGAAGGACUUUGUGGAAGUGACAGAGCUAACAGACGUAACAUACAUCAGUAACCUGGUGAAACUGAGGCCGGGUCACAUUAAUGUUGUACUGGUGCUCACCAACGCUUCCAAGAAUGCCUUGCUGAGGAAAUAUGCCAAGGAGGUUUUCUCUUUCUCAGGCACCCAGACGCUCCACUUCUCCUUCCUCAACACUGACAAGCACCGCCACUGGAUGCCUUCCCUCCUUCACUCGGCCGGUCAUCCUGGAGAAAGCGAGAGCCACUCCGAAGACGAGGAGUCCUCCGACUACACUGGCCACGUUCUGGCUCUGAACGGCUACAAGAAGUACUUCUGCCUCUUCAGACCCGUCUUCACAGGAGACGACUCGUCGUCCGAGACCUCCGCUGCCUCCGACAGCAAGAGGAAGUCCCGUUCCAGGUCCAGGACGAGCUCCCACUCUCGCUCGCGCUCCCAUUCCAGGGAGGACGGGGCGGCGCCAAGAAGGGGCUCGAGCAGAGCUACGAGCCUAGAAGUCCACCACAAGCUGGACAGGCUGGGAGUGUGGAUGGAGAGGCUGAUGGAGGGCACGCUGCCCAGGCUGCACGUCCCUGCGUGGCCCACGCUCAGCGAGGACUCCCCCUCCACAGAGAGCUGAGGUCAGAGUAAGAACUGUUGGGGGUUUCGCCCUCCUUAUUGGGUAUCUGCAGAGCAAUGUUGUUGUUUUCAGAAUGCUUUUUUUUUCUGUUUGGCAUAUGUAGGUUGGCACUGAACUGUUGGCACUGACAGUAGCAGCAACACCUUGCAGAGGAGUGUUUGGGUUACAGGAUUGCAAAUGAUCAUAUUGCUGUUUCACAUCCAAACACAGUCUGUGUGCCUCAUAGCACAGACRUUUGCUGAGGCUAACACCUGGUGUGUUUUUAGAGGCACACCAGUGGCUACAGUAAGAAAACACUCAGUAGUUUCCUGACAAACUGUUAACACACAAAACUGUAAAAAAGUGCAGAUGCGUUCUUUUUGAUCCUGCAAAAGUUUUUUUGUUUGUUUGUUUGUUGUUUUUUUAUAUAAAUGUGCUCAGAAAAUGCAUGAACAUUCACAAAGCUUGGUUUUCAGUUUCUUCUUAAGCCAUGACUGAAUGUAGAAGCCACUGUUUGCACCACAGCUAAACAGAUAAAGAGAUUUCAGCUUCACCAAAAGGGAAUUUGGUAUUUUUCGCCAUGAGUGUGAUUAUUUUAUGUUCUCACUUCAAGAAACAAACGAACAAAACAACUAAAUAAUGACAAAUAGCAGUCUUAUACGGUAUGAAGUAAUGCCAACAUAAAAAACAAGGUCAAAAUAUAAUUUUUUUUUUAAAAAGGAUUAACGGUUUAGCUAUAAUUAUAGGAAUGCGUUUUAUCGGCUGCUUUUUUGUGUUGUUUGUAAAUGAAAUGUAUUACUUCAUCUUGCAACAUGUGAUAGCACUCAGACUCAGCUGCUACCACACCAACGUUUGUUCAAUUUCUGCAAAAAAUGACCUAAAUUUGCUAAAUUUGAUUAGCUGUGGCAGCCAUUUUGAAUGGGGGUUACUCCAAAGGUUAAUCAGUUAAAGAUGGACAUUCAGUAAUUAAUCUUGAAGAGUUUCAUUGGAAUUGGUCCAGUGGUUCAUGACAUACUUUGCUAACAGAUGAAGUUGACUGUAAUGGUUAAUGCCAAUGAUUUAAAAAGCAGAUUAGCACUCAUUUUAUGUGUUGGGAAUAACUCUCAACUAUGUACGCACCAAUAAUUAGCUAAGUAACUGUAAAAUUGACUGCAUUAUCUUCAUCUUUGUGUUUGCUAAGCUUCCUUAGCUGUGGUGGCCACCUUGUGUUAUGCUGACUCCAAGUCUUAAUCACUUUUAGAAGUGCAGCCAAUAUUUGUAUUGUGAAAGUUUCAUUUAAAUUCAAGCUCUUUUUCAGGAGAUAUUUUGCUAACACACAGACAUGAUGUCACCUUCAGCAGCAGACAAUAAUCUCUGGAAGCCUAAAGCCACAUACUUUGUGACUGAAACUCUAAAUAUAUUUUAUCUUUUUCAAACUAUCUCAGCAGGGUCUUGCAGCACAUCAUGGUCUUCCUUAUGUGCAAACAUAUCAAUUAUUUCAGAGUAUAUUGUAAAAACCCCAAGAAAGAGGGAACAUUUGAAGGAACAAGCUUGAGGACAUUUUAUGUUCAAGUCUGUUUUCCUCCCUUUUUCCACUUUUCCCAGUUUGUUUGCAGAUAAAGGUGACGUGUUUUAUUGUGCUCUCCUGUAACUGCUGUCAUUUAUUUAUCAGGUGAAGUCAUGCAGAGGAGGAAAGAUGCUGCUGGGUUUUUUUUUUUUUUGCACUAUUUCAAUUAUUUAAAACACACAGGCCUCUAAAAGUGUACUUUAUGUUUGGAAACAGUGCUGACAUUUUGAUUUUAGUUCUGUUAUGAUGAAAUAUUUCUGCCAGAGACAUCCAGACUUGGAUUUUUUUUCUUCUCCUUAUUUUGUCUGAGGCUCACUUUAACCACAUUCUUGUCUUAGCUCUGAAUCAGGAAGAAACAAGAUAUUUCAUCAUAUUUAACGGUCUCUUUACGUGAUCUUGUAAGACGUAGAUGGACCUAAAAAAUCAGAUGAUUUAAUUGAGUAAAUUUUCAGUGGCAGCUUAAAUGUUUGACUCUUAUAUUUGUUUUAAUUUCUCUGCUAUUCAACAAUAAGCUGUUCAGCAAAUGCAGCACACUGAUGUAAAAAAAUGUCCUGUUUGUCCUCUGAGCCUAUUUGUUUUAAAAUGUCAAAUCAACCUUUUCAAAGCUGCUUAUUUAUUAAAAUGUGUGAACUAUAAUUUCUUCUCUGCUUCCUUAAACUAAUAAAUAUUUUUACCAACAA
Molecule: messenger RNA, 4977 nt
Organism: Austrofundulus limnaeus
Lineage: Eukaryota; Metazoa; Chordata; Actinopteri; Cyprinodontiformes; Rivulidae
Product: dnaJ homolog subfamily C member 16
Exons: 15
Coding region: 367-2772 (801 amino acids)
Source: RefSeq, a predicted model, not a curated record